Hemibagrus wyckioides is the source of this 905-nucleotide messenger RNA. Its product is annotated as endoplasmic reticulum resident protein 27. The transcript has 7 exons. The record is from RefSeq and is a predicted model, not a curated record. Gene Ontology annotation, biological process: response to endoplasmic reticulum stress; protein folding. Lineage: Eukaryota; Metazoa; Chordata; Actinopteri; Siluriformes; Bagridae. Gene Ontology annotation, cellular component: endoplasmic reticulum. The coding region runs from base 99 to 866 and encodes 255 amino acids.
CCAGGUCACAUGAUUCACAUUGGUGGAACCAAGAACAGGAACAAGUUAUUAUAUUCUUUCUUUGCCUUGAGUUGGUCCCCUACUGCUGAUCUACCAAAAUGUUACUCCUUUUUGUGGUUUCUUUACUGGUCAUCGGCAGCAGAGCAGAAGAUAAAGAGAUCGGCCUCCCCAGACUGACAGACAUCUCUGCGGCGGAAACCUUCAUCGACUCGGCUGAAGUUGUCAUCAUCGGGUUCUUUGAGGCUGAUGGAGGGACUGGCUAUAAUGAGUUCCUGGCUGCUGUUGAAGAGGUGAAGUCCCUUCCAGCUGCUCUGUGCAGUGAGAAGGAGGUGUGGGCUAAAUACAGCAUUGAGUCAGACACCAUCUCCGUCUUCAGGAAGGCAGAUUUAAAUCAGCAGAACCUCGAUCCAGCAAAAGUGCAAAAUCUAGACAAGGACGGAUUUGUUCGUUUCUUCACCAUCAACAACGUCCGCUAUAUCACAGAGUACAAUCAAGUGUCUGCUGUGGGUCUGUUUCAGUCCAAAGUGAAGGUGCACCUUGUGCUCUUUGCCAACAGGGGGAGUGAUAAUUACAGCGAGUUGAAGGAGCGAGUCGGGGCUUUGGCUCCUCGCUACACCCAAAAGCUGCUGUUCGUGCUGAUAAACGGGAAAGAUCAAGGCAAUGCUCGUGCACUGGAAUACUUCAACCUGAAAUCGCUUGACCUUCCGCGUGUCGGCAUCUAUGACGGCGAAUCGGACAAAACGUGGCUCAUGGGACCGGGCGAGAUCUCUGAGGAGCGUGUGCAGAACUUCUGUGAUUCCUUCCUCAGUGGAGAGCUGCAGAAGGAAAAGGAGACUGAAGAACCUGAGGUGAAGUCUGAACUCUGAAUGUCACCAAACACACCUUCAUUAAAACUUUUUACAACA